Anastrepha ludens (Mexican fruit fly) is the source of this 1176-nucleotide messenger RNA. RefSeq lists its product as uncharacterized. NCBI's taxonomy places the organism in Eukaryota, Metazoa, Arthropoda, Insecta, Diptera, Tephritidae. The transcript is spliced from 7 exons. The record is from RefSeq and is a predicted model, not a curated record. Bases 292 to 1008 code for a protein of 238 amino acids.
UCGCCUCGCUUAGGUUCAGUCAAUUUGCAGCAUUCUACGCUAACGAAACUAGAAAUUUUGUACACACAGACGCUUCCUGUUUAUUUCAGUAUUUUAAUAUUUGGCUUUGUUUUGGUGUUUCCACGAGUGAUAGUAAUUAAUUUUUGCUUUGAACUUGAGCGAUUCACACAGUGAUCAUCCGGCGAAAAGUGCGUUGUACUUCUUUAGCCUUGACUGUGUUCCAUUCACUUUAUUCAAUUGCUACCAGGGCCGGAUUUUGUCAAGCGCUGUUUCAGCCAACUCACAUUCGAUAUGUGGAAAUUAUUAUUCCUCUGCAUUGCGGCUGUUUUAGUGAUGAACUCUGAAGCACGCAAUCAUAAGCGAUCUGCAUCUGGAUAUGCUGGUAGUAGUGCUGGUAGCAGUGCUAAUAGCUAUGCAGGCGGCUAUGCAGGCGGCAGCGCCGGCGGCUACGAUGGUGGAUUCGAUGACUACGACUACGGUUAUGCGCCCGACUACAACAACUUCAUAGAUCCAUUUCAGUUCCAUCAGCAGUUAACAGCUCGAAUUUUGGCCAAUAAUGCUGCACAGCAACAUGCUAUUGCUUCGGUAUAUUCCUCUGGCCAAGCUAUGGCAACCGCUGAUGCCUCUCUCCUGCCAAACGACAAUCGAAUUCAACAGCAAAUCGCUCAGCAGCAGGCCUUCUUCCAUAACCUUAACCGUCAAAACCAUUACAAUAGUGCCAACAGAUAUGGCACACCCAAUCGCUAUGGGUCUAAUUCUGCUGUUGCUGCUGCUUCUCUUGGACCGGGCGGAUCAUAUCACACGGCCUCAAUCAGUCCUGAGAACCCGGAUAUACCGAACAUAAGUAAUCGCUUCGGUGGACCCUCGUCGCCAGGUGGUUUUAAGGGCGUUUCAGUCAGUUCGUUUUCGAGUAGCUCUGAUGUUGAUGGUCAAAAGACUAGUCGUCGCGGCGCUCAGACCACAAUCAAUGACAAUGGCAAAAUCACCACAUAUAGGGUGCAUUCUUAAAUACUCUAAAAUACUUAAUUGAAAAUGUAUUUUUUGUUUAAUGUGAAAAAUUCUGCAAGUAUUUGUCUUAUACAUAUCUACAUUUAUUAUUUGUGUAAGUUUAAGUUUCCAAAUUGCUAUUUAUGUUGGACAGUCUCGAAAUACAUUUUAUAUACAAUGUGAGUGAUA